Molecule: messenger RNA, 3291 nt
Organism: Clonostachys byssicola
Lineage: Eukaryota; Fungi; Ascomycota; Sordariomycetes; Hypocreales; Bionectriaceae
Source: the annotation of a GenBank genome assembly
AUGUCGUCGGACAUGGAAAAGCCGCCAAUUCAGGCCGCCCCUUUCGACGAGCUUCCCGACGAGAUCAUUGAACAGAUCCUGCUCGACACUGACUCGAAUGGUUUCGCCUCCUUGAUUCUUCUUAACCGAAAGUGGCGGGCCGUCUCCCAGCGACCUCACCUGUAUAUACAUCAUUUGCGACAAUGUCCAUCCUUUGCUAUCAGCCGAACGAAGCUUCCUCCUGGAAACGACAGCGACCUCCCGCGCUUGCGACGACUCUUUGCACAGCAGAUCAAGCGCAACCUUUUUGACGCCUACCUUAGACCCCAUCAAACCACCAUCAAGCUCAUCUCCAAUUCCAUCAGCUCCGCAUCAUGUCCCGGUGGAGAGGGCAUGCAGUUCAGCACUUCGCCAAAGUCGCAGCUUGUUCUCGCAUACAACUCAUCGCGAAUCUACGUCAUCGAUGUGCGAGCGCCCAAGAUUGAGAUCAAACGCGAGUUCAAGACGUUGCGCCGUCCCGUCGCGACAUGCAUUCUGGAUGACGGAAGCCUCCUCGCCAUUCUUUCGAUGGAAAUGCAGGUCGAUCUGUACGACCUAAAUCAUACUCCGCCGCGGCGAAAGCAAUCGAUCAUUCUCGACAACACGCCCCGGACGAUAGCAUUGUCACCCUGCGGCUCUGUGUUGGCCGCUGCUUACGAGGGUGGAAUCGAGGUGACAUCCCUGAGUGCCAACGCCGGUCCCUCUGAUAGGCGCUCUGUCAAAUGCGAUGCAGUAGAUGCGCUUGCAUUUUCCUACGAUGGCACCCAGAUUCUCGGCACAACUGUCAACUCGGCUACUCCCAGUACCGUCAUCCUCACGGCCCCCUAUUACGAUCCGGGCAGCCUCCUGCCUGAAAACGAUACCAGCGCCUUGUGGACAACCUCGAUUUUAUUUCCAAACUCGAGUCGCGACUGCACCCAUUCGGUUCUCAUCCAGGACGGUGGCGAAGACGAGGCCAGAUGGACAUUCGCAUAUGACAGGAGUUUUGAAACUUUCCGAGCCGUUCGCAUCAAUGAUUUGCGCAACGGCACAACUUACUUCGUUGGUCCUGAGCCCAAGGUAGGAACUCAGGGAAAGCUAUUGCCGAGCACCUUGUCAGGGGCUACAUAUUACGGCGAGAUUGCUUCGGCCAGCUUUCACCAUGGGGAGAUUUGGGUAUAUGGAGUACCAGAGCGACUGGAUGCAUUGACAGAGGAAGAGGUUUCUACGCUGGACCUCACGCGCGGUAACAUUUCUCACGCUUCUACAUCGAGAGAACAGGAUCCUGUUGUUGGUGACUCGGCUCCCCAGUGGAAACUCAUGCGCGACCGGCAGAGAAAUACUUUCAGAUCAGGCGUCAAGGUUGACAAUGUCCUUGGUGUAAGCUCUGUGAAGUGGAUUGCAGAAUAUGGCGGUCACUCUCUGAAGGAACGUCUGAUUGUUACAGCCACUGGAGUUUUAGGUCCCCGACUGGUCACUGAGGAAGAGGAUCUGGAUUUUGUCGACGGCGGUAGGAUCAAGUUGAUUGACUUCGACUACGGCCUUGAAGAUGGAACUGAAGAGGAAAUCAUUCUAGAAGUGGGGACCGACAAAGCAGAGGUUUUGGAAGAGGAGCACCGCGAUAUAGAGACCGAAGUUGCAAUUGUGCGAAGGAGAACCCUCGUUCAGAAGCGCGGGAGCCGUUCAGCUCUACUUCGCGCCGCCACAACGUCGUAUCGGAGCUCCGAGGCGCCGCCACCAUUGCCUCAGAGCGAGCCUACAGAUGAUGAUGACCCCUUGAGGCCCAGGAGAAUCGGUCACAAUCCCGCUAUACAAUCUUCUCCUCGCAAUGACGCCCCUGAGGAUCCCGACGUGGCCACCAUCGAAGAACAAGAAGCGUUGGAUGCUCCCUACGCACACUCAAGCCCGCGAACUGCCACCACUCUCCGACGUGCUGCCACCGCCGCAGCAGUCAACAGAACGAUGAAUCCUCGUACCGCAGAUGGACGUCCGAUCUCGUAUCGCCGUGCCGACGGGCGCCGAGAGCAUCCCCAUGAAAGUGACGCCGAUAAUUGGGUACCUCCACCACCACCAUAUCAAAAGGAGGACCCUGGCGACCUUCCGGCCUUCUUGCGAGGCCCUGCUGUCCCACCUAUGCCACCUUUACCAUCGAACACAGUCGAAUCCUAUGCCAAUAUCCAGCGACGACCCUCACAUCAUAGAACAGCUAGUGACUCAACCACUCUCAGUCGGCCUCGAAUCGAUCAUCCGCCCCGUCCGAGAUCCACUCCAGCGCCAGAUCCAGAUGACAUUUAUGAUGCCACUCCACCAGCCUCACCUGGCAUUCCCGCUCAAUAUUCCAAUACUAUCGGGGCCAAUCUAGAGAGACAAGCUUCGGUAAGCACGAUGAGCUCUCCAGUAGAUUCGCCAUCUUCACCUGUCCAGAACUCAAACAUCCCCAUCGUAAUCGCUCCUGCAGGGGACCAGGAAAGAGCCGACAUGGGACACGGAAUGCCAUUGCCAAGUUCCCAGGCGUGGUCAACAGGUCUCGGUAUCGGGUCAAGCCAAAAUCCUGUUCACAAUGCCGCUACUGCUCCGCUGGUAGCACCUGUCCCAAGAAUGGCAAAUGCCGGCUUCUUGCCCAACUCACCACCGACUUUGGCUACGAACCAGCUCGGAUAUGUCGAUCCGAAUACGGGGCAUGGUCAUUACCAACGUCCAGUCAGCGUUGGUUUCCAUGAUCUCUAUAACCCUAACCGGCCCGUCUUCUCCCCAUACCUGGAUCAACAGAGGCCCUCGACGUCCUGGAACAACGCAAUGGAUCAGCCUCUUAUAGUUAGCACUCCCAAGGGUGUCUCGGGAGGGUUUGACCUCCCCGAAUCAGGGGCGCCUAGCAGAUGGGCGGAAACGACCAUUGCAGCUCCCGUUCCCGUUCGUCCACGACCGCGUCAGGGUGGUUCGAACUCACAGGCCCCUGUGCAACGGCUGGAGUCCAGCGUCGCUCCUCGGGCUUCUUACCAUGCUCCACCACCACCAGCUCAACGACAACAGUCGACUUUACGACCUUGGACUGGGUGGGGGCGAUCACGUUCAAUAUCUCCCGGCCAAGUUCCAGUGGGUGUCAGCCGACAGUCGAGCCGCGCAGAACGCAGCGCAGCCAAGAACAUUAGGGAUGCCAAAAUGAAGGGGUGGAAGCCCAAGGCUCCAACAAAGCCCAAGAAGAAGAAGAAGGACCACGAUGCUGUCAGCAAUGCCGGGUGGACUGACGUGACCACCGCUUCUGGGUUCAAGGACAGGAGAUGUACAGUGAUGUAG